AUUAUGCAAUAAAAACUGAUAAAAUCUUAAAAUUAAGAUGUUACGAAUAUUUGGUUAUUUAUAUGGUAGGUCGACAAUGGUGUCGAGAGUGUAUUGGAUAUGGCGAAGAUUUGCCCCUUGCGACAUGAAGGGAAAGUCAUGAGAAUCGUUUUACCGAAGAAAUGCGAAUGGAAGGAGAAUGAUUCUGACCAUCGCCAUUUUGCUACAUCACAAUUCGAAGUUAACUAUAUUAAUGGAAUACAUUUUUCUUUUAUCUUCAUCGAACAUAAGGCAUGGCUAGCAGAGCUGAAGCUGAAGCCUCCAUAAAUAAUGAUCAUGGCCUGCUUGCUAAGCCUUUGCAUUUGCAACGUCUGGAACAAGCACUUCGUUUGGAACCCUUUCUUGACUAUGCUCAAAGUGUUUUUAGUGAAUCAACCAGUGAUCCUGAAAAUGGUGAAGAAAUAAAUCUAUCUGAUGUUGAUAUAGAUGAAGACAUUUUUAAAGAAAAGUUUAACUAUAGACAAGAACGAAGAUGUGAUCGAUUGCGCCUUUAUAACUUUAGUAAAGUGAAGAAAAGCAGAUUAUGGUUGAAAGAUAUAUUGUUGAGUGACUCAUCUGACACUGAUGACUCCAGUGGUUCAAUUACUGAAGAGGAUCUUCAGGACAUGCUAAAAUUUCACAAACUUCAAAAAACUGCUCAAGGUGAAUUUCAUAGGAAUCCGGAACUUCGCCAGUAUCAAUAUUAUGGAUCUGGAUUAUUGUCUAAUUAUGAUAAAUUUUAUGAUAAUCAGAAGCAAGUUCUAGGAAACAAAAGAUCGAAAGAAAAGAAAUGUGAUAAGAGGAAAGGAAAAUUUAAAAAACUGAAGUCUGAUGGGAAAGGGGCAAAAGACAACCAGGAUUCUAAACGAGCUGAAGGAAAAGGACAGAAAAAUGAAGAAUCUGAUGGAUUUCGGAAACACACAAAAAAGAAAAGUUCAGCAUCACACGAAGCUGUUAUGAAUGCAAAAAGAAGACGAGUAUGGGUAGCAAUAGGAAAAAAGGAAAUCGGAAGAGCGCACAAACAAAUGUCUAUUGCUCAUAAGGAAACUCUGACUGCUGCUAAAAGGUUGGCUCAAGCAUGUCAACGUGAAGUUCGAAAAUCAGCACUAACCUCUCAAAAGUUAACAAAAGAUGUUCCUGGCCGAGCGAAGCGUUUGACAAAAGAAAUGAUGCUUUAUUGGAAGAGGUAUGAUAAGGUAGAAAAGGAACACCGUAAAAGAGCUGAGAAAGAAGCUCAAGAGCAGUUAAGAUUGGAUAUAGAGCUGCGGGAGGCGAAGCGUCAGCAGCGAAAAUUAAAUUUCUUAAUCACUCAAACUGAACUUUAUGCUCAUUUUAUGAGCAGAAAAGUUACAGGCAUGCAAGACGCACAAGAGGAGCAUAUUUUACGGCAAUUGGAUGAGCCUAAACUAGAGCCAGGCACAACACCAGCUUCUCUCUUAAAAGACGAUGAUACUUAUAAUCCAGAAGAAAUGAAAGCAUUGGCUUUAAAAAAUGCAGAUCUUGCUUAUAAAGCACAGUUAGAUAAGACAUAUGCAUUUGAUGCUGUGUUGCAAAUACCCAAAAUUAAGAAGGAACCCAACAUCCAAGAUGAAUUUGAUGAAAAUUUUAAAUUGGCUAAUCCAGCUAUUAGUGUAGAUGAAGAACAUGAACAGCCACCGCUGUUUAAUGGAAAACUCAAGUCUUAUCAAUUGAAAGGCAUGAAUUGGUUGUACAGUUUGUAUGACAAAGGGAUUAAUGGAAUACUUGCAGAUGAAAUGGGUCUUGGUAAAACUGUUCAAACAAUUGCAUUUCUAGCUACUUUAAUCAAAGCUCAACACAUCUGGGGCCCAUUUUUAAUAAUUGCACCUGCUUCUACUCUGCAUAAUUGGCAGCAAGAAUUUGCAAAAUUUGUACCAAAGUUUAAGGUUUUGCCUUAUUGGGGAAAUGCUGGUGAUCGCAAAGUUUUAAGAAAAUUUUGGAACCAGAAGGAUUUGCACACAGAAAAUGCCUCGUUUCAUGUACUAAUUACAAGUUAUCAACUUGUGGUACAAGAUGUAAAAUAUUUUCAACGUAUUAAAUGGCAGUAUAUGGUUUUAGAUGAAGCUCAAGCUAUUAAGAGUACUUCAAGUAUACGUUGGAAAAUACUCUUGGGGUUCAACUGUCGUAAUAGACUCCUUUUAAGUGGAACUCCUAUUCAAAAUAGUAUGGCUGAACUUUGGGCGUUGCUGCAUUUUAUUAUGCCAACACUUUUCGAUUCCCAUGAAGAAUUUAAUGAAUGGUUUUCCAAAGAUAUAGAGAGUCAUGCUGAGAACAAAUCUAUUAUUGACGAAAAGCAUUUAUCUAGACUUCAUAAAAUUCUAAAACCUUUUAUGCUGAGAAGGGUGAAGAAAGAUGUGGAAAAUGAAUUAUCAGAUAAAAUUGAGAUGCUUGUUCAUUGUCCUCUCACGAGAAGGCAGAAAUUCUUAUAUGAGUAUCUAAGGAAGAAAAUUUCAAUUGAUGAUUUGAUGCAAACUUCAUCAGCAGUAUCAUCUCAUGUUCAGUCAGCCACAUCGCACUUAAUGAAUUUAGUCAUGCAGUUUCGAAAAGUCUGUAAUCAUCCCGACUUGUUUGAAAAACGUGAAGUGAAAUCUCCAUUUUUUUCCAAGUCACUGUCAUAUUUUCUCCCCAAAAUUUUGUAUAGACAAGGAUUGCUAUAUUUAAACAAUGAAGACAAGCACUAUAUAGCACUUAACAUUUUAAACAUUUUUCAAGCUUAUUAUCUUCAUCGUAGUCUAUUCCCAGAGAAUACUACAAACAAAUAUAAACUCAUGGACUGCACAUUUUCAUUUCUACGUUUUAGUGGAAUUUCAAUUGCCGAAUUUUCUCAUAUAUAUUUGUAUGGUCUACUAAAUAGGUGGGUUGCUGCUUACCUACUGUGGAAAUCAGCAUAUCGGAUACAUCACAAUUCAUUAUGGAAUAAUGUACAAAGUUCAAAAUUUCUAAGUCAAGAUAGUUUUAUGUUGUAUCCAUUGCUACCAGAGUAUUCUUCUCAUUUAUCGAAUAGUGCCUUUUCUUCUUCACUUGUAUUUACCAGCUAUGUAAAUAAUUGUACUGGUUUCAUAGAUGAAGUAAUUUAUCCUGUAAAUAAAGUUCAAUCAUCAGCCUUCAUCAAAAGUAGUGAUGCUAUUACAGUGAAACAAGAAUGUGAUGACUCUCUACCUGUGGGAGAAAUGACACACGAGCCAUUCUCUUCUGACGUAAUCUCCUGCCAAUUAUCUAGUCCUCCUUCAUUUUUAACAAAUUUAUCAACCAAGGUUAUGGCAGAACCUUUGUGUGUUUAUACACCAGAUCGUAGUGCAGAGUGGUGGUUCAUGAGAAACAAGUUAUGUGGCUCCGUUCAAGCUCUCCGAACAAUGCUUUAUGGAUUUCCAGACGUAACUCCUAUGAGACUAAAGCACCAGUCUCUAAUGUUUCAACCUCCUAUUGUUGGUGGCAUACAUGCAAUUCACCCACAGAAUGGAUGGUCAAAGAUUCUAAUACCAGAUAAGGAGACUUUGGUGACAGAUUCUGGGAAACUUCAAGUGUUAGAUAAUUUAUUAACUACCUUAAAGUCACAGGGUCACAGAGUUUUGAUUUAUUCUCAGAUGACAAGAAUGAUUGAUAUCCUUGAGGAUUAUAUGUACUACAGGAAACAUACUUAUAUGCGUUUAGAUGGGUCAUCCAAAAUUGCUGAUCGUCGCGAUAUGGUUGCUGAUUUUCAGAAUAGAUCUGACAUUUUUGUCUUUCUCUUAAGUACUCGAGCUGGUGGAUUAGGAAUCAAUCUUACCGCUGCUGAUACAGUUAUAUUUUACGACAGUGAUUGGAAUCCUACCGUUGAUCAGCAAGCUAUGGAUCGAGCACAUCGCUUGGGACAAACAAAGCAAGUAACUGUGUAUCGUUUGAUUUGUCAGGGAUCUAUUGAGGAGAGAAUAUUGCAAAGAGCUAGAGAAAAAUCUGAGAUACAGAGAAUGGUCAUAAGUGGUGGUAACUUUAAACCAGAUACUUUGAAACCAAAGGAAGUGGUGUCAUUACUUUUGGAUGACGAUGAGUUAGAAAGGAAAUUUCGACUUCGUCAAGAAGAAAGGAGACAGAUGGAAAAAACAAACCUUGAGCGCAAGAAGAAACCUGAAGGAUUCAGUGAGAGUAAGAGAGGGCGAAAGAAGAGGAAGGAUGAUGUUGUAACUUCAGUGCCUGUGAAUAACCAAGAUGGUGAUUCAAUGCAAAGCAUGGAUUCUAUCCCACAUAGUCCAUACAGCGAACAUUCAACUAGUUUUCCGGCCAUCCAAGAUGAUACAAGCAGUGAAGGACCAUUGAUUGUAGAUGAUUGUAGCCCUUCAAGUACUCCUACACCAUUUUCAAUAAAUAUGUUUGGUAGUACAAGUGUGGAAGACAGUGCCGCGUCUCCAUUCUUGAAGAAGAGAGGUUCUGGAAGAGGUAGAGGUCGUCCAAGAGGAUCAGGAAGAAGAGGAAACGGCAGAGGACGUGGCAACAUGCUCUCUGUAGCUGCAGCAGAAUUAGCUGGAGCUCAAGCUGGGAAAUCAGCUGGAUUUGCUGCAUAUGGAUAUUCUGCUAAUAGUACAAAGCCAAGUUUGCCUUCAGAUAAAAGUUCCAUAUUUAGAGGUCAACGAAGCAACUCCAGGGCUAGUGGUAACUUAUCAAAAUUUGCUGCAUCCAGAGGCAGAAGUAGCUACAAACCAAUCAGUCCAAACAUCCCUGUGCAAUCAAUAUCCCUUGGGUUUUAUAUGCCUGGACCACAAUUACAAGGACCUUGAUUGGUUUCAUUUGUGGUAUUUGCUUGUUUUAGUCAAUUAUUUAUGUACCUUCAUCGAACCAUUGCUUCAUUUUUGUUCAGAAUCCUACUUUGACUUUUGUUGUAUGUUGUUUUGACAUUGUUAGGAUUUUUUGACAUUAUUGUAUAAAGUUGUUUUUAAUGUAGAUAACUGUACAGCAGAGAUUUAUUUAUGUAUCAUAGUGACGCAGCCAACAUUUGUUCAGAGUUACUUAGCAUCUCUGUAAUAUUCAUCCAGUGAAAUAAAAUUAUAAUUUGUUUUUC
Messenger RNA from Uloborus diversus, 5068 nucleotides. RefSeq names its product chromatin-remodeling ATPase INO80-like (gene Ino80). Lineage: Eukaryota; Metazoa; Arthropoda; Arachnida; Araneae; Uloboridae. The record is from RefSeq and is a predicted model, not a curated record. The transcript is spliced from 38 exons. Gene Ontology annotation, cellular component: Ino80 complex. Gene Ontology annotation, molecular function: ATP hydrolysis activity; ATP-dependent chromatin remodeler activity; ATP binding. Gene Ontology annotation, biological process: DNA repair. The coding region runs from base 273 to 4787 and encodes 1504 amino acids.